AUGGGAAAUAAAAAAGGGAAAAAGAAGAACAAGCGGACACCAUUCAACAUCAAUGACCCUCCGCCUGACAACACCAACAACAACAAGACCAACGAGGAGCCUCAGGUAGAAAGUGCUGCAGCGCAGGCUGCCCCAGCUGAAAAUGGCUCAAGGGAUGAACUUCGAUAUCAAACAUUCGAUCGUGAAACCCUUCAAUUCACAGAUGUCCCCGUGAUUUCUCUUUACCCGAAGAAUGCGACUACCGACGCUGAGAAUGGCAACGCUGACACUGAGUCGAAGGAGAUGGUGUCUGAAGACCCUCCAGCAGAAACCCCCGGGGGAGAAGAUUCGACGCCUGCAGAGCCCGCAGAUAAGCCACUCGACCUUGCCGAUGUAACUCCGAGUGAUGACGCCGCAGGCGGACCUGUACCGGAUGAAUCUCCUCCCCAGAGUGAAGAAGAGGCCCCGAAAGACGAACCAGCCGAAAAUAUAAAUGGAGGUGACGAUGAAGCGCAGGGAGGCCAGGAAGAGCCACUAGCACCUGAGAGUGGUGAUUCUGUAGGCUCAGAGCCUGCAGAACCUUUGGAGUCAGCUGAUCCUUCCGAAACCAAACCCGACGGCGAAGAAGAAGAGAAAAUUCCACAAGAACCAGAAGCGCCGCUUGAGAGCCAAGAUGCUCCAAAUGAAAGCACCGAAAGAGAAAAUGAUGAAGAGCCAAGCUUCCCUGACGUUGAUCCCGCGGCGGAAAUUGAUCAAGUGGAAGCGGAGAAAGAGGCAGAAAAGGCCGUAGCAGAGUUCGAUGAUUUCGAUUUUAAUGAACAGGGUGUAGACGAGAAUGAAAGCAAAGAAAAGCCCAACGGGGAUGGGGCCGGAGAGGCUUUGGUGCCAGAAUCACAAGAAAUGAAACCCGACGCAACGGACGAUACGCCCAGCGUGGAUACAAGCGAGGAAACGGGUGUUGAUGGAAAACCAAUGGAAGCACCCGAUGAGAGUAAGGAUACGCCCGAGGUGGAUAUUCCAUCGACGGAAGCGGAACACGAGUGCAACGAUAAGCCCGUUGAAGAAACGUCUGAGGAAGUGGCGGUGGAUUCUGAGCCAAAUGACCCUGCUACAGAUGAGGGUUCGGCUCCCAGUCCAGAGUGCGCUGCGGAAGCCCCCGACGAGGAUGCGGACAAAAGCCCAGAGCGAGAUGGGUCGCCGCUGGUAGAAGCAGAAUCACCAGCAGUUGAUCCAGCUGAGGGUGAAGUGCAACCUUCUGAAGAUUUGGCAAAAAUCGAAGAACCUUCUGCACCAGCUGAACCCGCCGAACCAGCCCUGGCGGGAGAAUUAGAGCCAUCAGGUCAUCCGCCGCCAGCCGAACCAGAACAACCAGCAGCGCCAGAAGAGUCCGCCGUAGCAGAACAACCAGCAGAGCCAGAAGAACCAGCCGUAGCAGAACAGCCAGUUGAACCAGAGAUUCAAAACACUCCCCCGGCGGAGGAAGAGAGGGAAGAAAGCGGCCCAGAAGAACUCCCUGUUGAGGAAAACGCCGCUGAACCAGUAAUUGAGGAAGAGAACGACGCUCCUGUUGAGCCGGAGUUGGUGAAGGAAGACGAGAAUUCAAUCAAGGAAGAACUGGCCAUUAAAGAUGACUCCGAGCCAGCGGAAAGCGCCCCAGGACAGGAUCAACCAGACGACCCUCCGGCUGAACCCGCAGUAGGAACUGACGAGGCACCUGGGGUUGAAACACCAACUGAGGAACCCAGCCUAGCAGAGGCCGACCCUGCCGAGGAACCUGAAGCGGCCGAGCCUACCCUAGUGAGUGCGCCCAGGGAAGAACCCGCAGAGACAGAAAACCCACUAGCUGAGAGCUCCGCGGCGGAAGAACCGAGUUCAGAGACCAGCCCCCAAGAGAAGGACGUUCCUCCUCCCGAAGAACCAUUGUCGUCAGACUCUCUCGAUCCAACACCGGAUGAAGUGCCAGUAGAGCAAGCACCUAUCGAGGAGACAACAGUCGAAAAGGUAGCUGUUGAGGAGACGCCGGGUACCGAGGAAUCAACACCACCGCCCGUGGUAGAGAAAGAACUUCCCAUGGAGGAGCCGCUAGCUACAGAACCCCCUACUCACGACGAACCUAGUCCUGAACCCCCCGCCCUAGAUAUCCCAUCGGAAGACCCUGCCCCGCGGUCACUAGAGGAAACAGUUGCAGUUGUGGACCCAGAUCCUGCAGUCAAGGACUCAUUUGGACAGGAAGCCGCAGAUGAGCACAGACGUAGGCGACGGAGACGGCGAUCAGUAUGGGAGCAUGAGCAGCGUGACUCAAGAGGGUCCAUCGAUAACCAGCCUGGCCUUCGACGGCGGAAGAGCGAAAGGUCGGCUUUUGCAACACCUCGAGCGGAUGGUGUAGUGGAAGUCAAACCCCGGAGAGCGACGACCGCAUAUGCCGAACAGGACCAGCCUGAAAGACGGAGAAGAAAGAAACGUUCCCCCGAAGAAACCGACUCUCCAGCGCCAAGACACCGUGAUGUCCGGGGUGAUUCCACUUCGCGAAGCAGGGGUAGCUCAAGUCAGAAUAGUUUUUCUUCUCUAGCAGCCAAACCGGUUGCGCUUUUGAAACUUAUGACGACCGGGGAAUCUAACACCUCGGGGCCCAUGCUCAGGGUAAACGGGCAAAGUUCGAGCUCAUCGAGAUCCCCUGGUCGACAUUCGGACUCCUCCAGCCGCUCCCAUUCACAUGGACAUACUCACCGAAAGCACCGGCACCAUGAUGAGGAAGAGCGUAGACAUCGCCGCAGCCGUGAACACCGGGAGCAUCGGGAGCACCGAGAGCACCACCAUAAAUCGAGACGAGAUGGCGAAGUUCAGCCAAAGCCUUCGAGGAAGGAUAGUUACACUUACAAUGAUCACGGGGAGCGGCAUCGCGAGCGACGCCAUUCUAAACGGUAUGUGGAAGAAGCUCCCGUAGGCCUCAGGCUUCGGGAUAAGAUCAGGGAGAACCUAAAAGCUGUCAUUGCGGCGGCUUGA
Uncinocarpus reesii 1704 is the source of this 2982-nucleotide messenger RNA. RefSeq lists its product as uncharacterized. Lineage: Eukaryota; Fungi; Ascomycota; Eurotiomycetes; Onygenales; Onygenaceae. The record is from RefSeq and is a predicted model, not a curated record. The transcript has 4 exons. Bases 1 to 2982 code for a protein of 993 amino acids.